AUGGUCCGUUUGCACGCUAAAUCUGCGGCUUCGUUCUUGCAGAAGAGGGAAGGUCCAGAAUAUGGUUCAGCGACCAAUCUGUCCGAACCCACCGUGAGAGCUCUACACCACCUCGGAAGAUGGUUUCCGUUUCCGGUAUCCCUGUUCGAAGACAUGGCCCAGAACCAUCUGUGGUUCUCCGGCUCAUCCGCCGCAGAUAUCUUUGUCCCCGGAACGCGCGAUGGAGACUCGGACCUGGACUUCUACACGCACUACAACAAACAAUGCGUAGGUGGAAGUAUGCGGCUUCUCGAGGCGCAAGGUGUGGUGUGGGAAGACCCGUUCGACCAGAUUCAGACUCUACUCGAUGCCAAAACGCCGAUAUGCAUCCACAUGCAUCGGGCCAAGGUUCUGGGCAUGUAUUACAAGGAGCCCCCUUCCCAACAACUCGGUGCCGUACUGCAAUCAAUAUGCGGCCUCCUUGAUGGCCGUCGAGCUGACAAGUCGAUUUCUGAGAAAGUUGGGGAACACGGAACGCUCACUAUCGACGGCCACGACUUCGAAGGGUAUGGACUUGGCACCUCUCUUGUCGCCGGCCAUACCACCUACGGCAAGAAAACGAAAGUCCAGCUGAUCUUCGCAAAAGGCCGCACUCCGUUAGAACAUAUAAUGGCCUUUCACGCAUCCCACGUGCAGUGUGCGAUUACGCCGUACGGGAUGUUCCAUAUGUAUCACGAAAAAGCAGUGCAGCAGCGCGCUUAUCUCUGGUCGGACAACCGUCAGCAUCCAGAGGGUGUCCUCGCUGCCGUGGCAAAGUACAAGAAGCGCGGUUUCAGCUUCGACGAACGCCACACCCACAAAUGGACCAAUGUCAUCAUCCAUUGGCUCGGACAUGACGGCAGCAGAUUGUUUGAGUUCAACCUGCCUUUGCCGUUGUCAGCGGGUAUGGAUGAAGAGCGCCGAGAGGAGUUCAAACAGCUUGCGUGGCGAGAGGAAGGAGGCAAAACUCGAACGCUCACAACCGGCCGAGACGAACCGGGGUGGGAACCCGACGACCGGAACAAUGAAGAAGAGUUCUUCCAAAACCGGGCCAUGUUGGACAAGUACCUUCCCGGAGGACUCGCGGGGGUGGAUACCCAUCCCUGUGAACUCCCUGCGUUCUCGCCUAUUACUAUAGAACUUCUGCUCGCCUGGAGGAUUUUCAACGCAGCUUAG
Messenger RNA from Saxophila tyrrhenica, 1194 nucleotides. RefSeq lists its product as uncharacterized. The record is from RefSeq and is a predicted model, not a curated record. The transcript has 2 exons. The coding region runs from base 1 to 1194 and encodes 397 amino acids. Lineage: Eukaryota; Fungi; Ascomycota; Dothideomycetes; Mycosphaerellales; Extremaceae.